AUUGAUUUUAGCGCGGAGGAUAUAGAUGUCGCUACAAAAAUUAGUAUGUAGUAGUAAAUUUGGAAAAUUUAAAUUAGAUCUUUAAAAUAGAAUAGUAAUCUUAUAUCUCUUUAUUUUUUCGCACAACCAUCAUAUUAUAUUUAAAUUAUAGACGAACAUAAUUGUAAUGUCAAUACAUUAUAUGGAAUAUUGUAUAAUUAUAAUCUUGAAAUUAUUAAUACGUAUGCGAAUCUACUUACAUUGCUUAAUGUUUGCGUUAAGAAAUGAUGACAUUGCAAUGCGACUGAUUACAAAAUAAAAAUAACAUUACAGCUUAUUUGGAUCGAUACUUUUUUUCCAUUUUUAUCUGCACCCAAGAAUUAUAGAGUUUAAAGCGUUUCUAGAAAGAAUUGUGGCAUCAAUAAGCUUUACAAAUCUCGAAAAAUCUCGUUGCAAUGUUGGGUUCUAAUUUCGACAACUUCAGACAAAAUAAAUGCUAUCACAUAUAAUAAUACGAUGAAAACAGUUACGCAUUGUUUCAAAUUUCAAAGAAACAUGUGUAAAUGUUGAGAUUAUAUCUCUCUUUUAGUUUUAUUAGUUAGAAUAGAAUAAAACAAGUAACAUUUUCUGGGUAAUGUAAGAACAUAAUAAAAACGUUAACGGUGUUACGAUGCUUAUUAAUUAAAAACUGUUUAUACAACAGUAAUAUAAUAGUGCAACCAGAAACGAUUCAAAAGUAAUACAUUCAGUGUUGUAUUAUAAAUGGCCCUAUUAUUCACAAGCAUGUGGGAUUCUACAAUGUUUUUGAGCACCUUAACCCCAAAAUUUUAUGUUGCACUCACAGGAACGUCAUCUUUGAUUUCUGGAUUAAUUCUAAUUUUUGAAUGGUGGUAUUUUAGAAAAUAUGGCACGUCUUUUAUUGAACAAGUAUCUUUAAAUCAUAUUUCACCAUGGAUUGGUGGUGGUGACAGUGGAACAGAUGGCAAUAACUCAAGUCUAAAUGGUUCAAAUUCAAAUCAACAAAAUGUUCCAGAAUGUAAAGUUUGGCGUAAUCCAAUAAAUUUAUUUAGAGGGGCUGAAUAUCAAAGAUUUUAUUGGGCUACAAACAAAGAACCAUUAACAUAUUAUGAUAUGAAUUUGUCUGCUCAAGAUCAUCAAACAUUUUUUACCUGUGAAGGCGAUACAGGUAAAGCUGAGUAUGAAAUUAUGCAAACAGCUUGGAGAGAGCGAAAUCCAGUAGUUCGAAUAAAAGCUGCACACAGUGCCCUUGAGCGUAAUCCUGAUUGUGCUCCUGCAUAUAUUUUACUUGCUGAAGAAGAAGCUACUACUAUCGUAGAAGCAGAAAAAAUUUUAAAGCAAGCUUUAAAAGUAGCAGAGAACAAUUACAGAAAAUCUCAAAGUACUCAACAUCAAGGAGCUAUUGCAGAGGCUAUACACAGAAGAGAUACAAAUGUUUUAAUUUAUGUUAAACGAAGAUUAGCUAUGUGUGCAAGAAAAUUAGGGAAAUUAAAAGAAGCAGUAAAAAUGUUCAGAGAUCUGACAAAAGAAGUUCCACCAAUUAUGAAUGUGUUAAACAUUCAUGAAAAUUUAAUUGAAGCUUUAUUAGAAAUGCAAGCAUAUGCAGAUGUUCAAGCAGUAUUAGCAAAAUAUGAUGAUAUUAGUUUACCAAAAUCAGCAACUAUUUGUUAUACAGCUGCGCUAUUAAAAGCACGAGUAGUUGCUGAUAAAUUUUCAACAGAUAUUGCUAGUAAAAGAGGGUUAACUACUCCAGAAAUGAUAGCAGUUGAAGCUAUUCACAGAGCUGUUGAAUUUAAUCCUCAUGUACCUAAAUAUUUAUUAGAAAUGAAACCUUUAAUUUUGCCUCCAGAACAUGUAUUAAAAAGAGGGGAUUCUGAAGCAAUUGCUUAUGCAUUCUUCCAUCUUGCACAUUGGAAACAAAUGGAAGGUGCUCUUAAUUUAUUACACUGUACAUGGGAAGGUACUUUUAGAAUGUUACCUUAUCCUUUAGAAAGAGGACAUUUAUUUUAUCCAUAUCCAACAUGCACUGAAUGUGCAGAUCGUGAAUUGUUACCGUCAUUUCACGAUGUUAGCGUUUAUCCUAAAAAGGAAUUGCCCUUUUUUAUUUUGUUUACAGCAGGUCUGUGCUCCUUUACCGCGCUCUUAGCACUUUUAACACAUCAAUAUCCUGAUACUAUGGGUGUAGUUGCACGAUCAAUGCUUGUCUGGUUUUCUCAUCCAUUUUGUUAUAUUCUAGAUAAAUUAGAAGCAAUUUUACCUUCUAAUUUAUUACAACAACUUUCUAGAAUAUAAGAUAUUUUAAUGAUCUCUGUAAUCAUAAUGUAUUGUGAUAUUUAUGAUACUUAUGCUUUCAUUGUCAUAUUCAUCAAUUGUAGGAUAUGAAAUCAUGUGUAUUCUGUGAUGAAUUUUUAUUAUCGAUACGAUACAUUGACAAAUUACUAAUUGUAAAUUUUCGUUUUCCUUCUUAUAAUAAAUUAUACUCAGACUUUGUUUUAUAUCCUGUUUGUUUUAUAUCUUCACUAAAACAAUUAUUAUAAACAACUCAGCAUUAUUAAAUUUUAUCUACAUUUACAUUAUUUUAUUUAUAAAUAGUAUUUCUUGCAAUUUAAUACAAAUUAAAGAAUCAUAAAUAUUAUAUUUCUAAUACCAAAUAAAAUCACAUAUAUUAAAUAUUUAUACUAAUAUUAUACAUUAAUACAGUAGUACUAUGAAUGUCUAUAUCUAUGAUAAUAAAUAAAUACAUAUAUAACAAAAAUAAUAAAUAUUCUUGAGCUCUUUACAUCAUUCACUGCUGGUUGGAGUCUUAUUUUAUUUCUGUAUUCUGUAACCGGAACCGGAACCGGUAUCUGCAACCAGCCGUGACGGACCGUAAGUACAGAUUUUCGAAUUAUACAGAAUUUUUAAUUUUGUUAUCGUUAAUUGUAAAUUUUAGUUUUGUUAUAUUCUUGUAAAAAUAAAAGUACCGCUUCUUCAGGUCUUUUUUUUCACAGUUGGAGCUACCCAAGGUUGAUUUUAUAACUGAAUUACUGCUCAAGGUUUCUCAGUUGAUACUACGCAAGUUGAAUUCUGAAUCUUCGUUGUGCUCUGCGCAGGUUUCAUAAAGUGGUUGAUAGUUUGCAGACUAGAUAGGAAUCUGAGACGCACCACUGAGAGGUGCAAUAAAUGAA
This is a messenger RNA of Heterotrigona itama, 3164 nucleotides long. Lineage: Eukaryota; Metazoa; Arthropoda; Insecta; Hymenoptera; Apidae. The record is from the annotation of a GenBank genome assembly.